Molecule: messenger RNA, 1857 nt
Organism: Synchiropus splendidus (mandarinfish)
Lineage: Eukaryota; Metazoa; Chordata; Actinopteri; Syngnathiformes; Callionymidae
Exons: 9
Coding region: 68-1369 (433 amino acids)
Source: RefSeq, a predicted model, not a curated record
GCGGCAGGAGCUUAAAACCUGGACACACUUCCACAUAUUCACAGAUUGUCCUCCUCAUACCACCGACAUGCCCAGCAAGAGAAAGAAGAAUAAGCGCCGCAUGAGGAGGGUGCAGGCCCAAAGAAGAGCCCUUGAAGAACAGCAUGUCAUCUGUGCUCCAGCUAAAGCGACACAGAGAGUCGCUGUUAGUGCAGCACCUUCAGCAACCCAGAAGAAAGAGGAAAAGAUUGAAGUAUCCCAGCCUCUCGAUGUGGCCCCCACUGCUGUCCCCAAAGAGGAGGCAACGGUAGUUGAACUACAACUGGCUGUGACAGAGCCAGUUGAACCUCCGGUGCCAUGUGAGCCGGAGACUGAGGUUCUGCAAGAGAUUCCAGCUGAAGUGGAGGUUGCAGAAAAAGCACCAGUUUUUCCAACACCACCAACUGAGCCUGCCAAAGCAGAACCAGAGGCCGAGGUGACCUCCCCAGCUGACACUCCAGAGGAGGCAGGAGCUGAUGAGACAGUGGAGCCAUGUGAUCCUGAAGCAGAAGCUCAGGAACAACAGGAGGAGGAAGUAGAAGGAACUGUAGAACCUCUGAGGGAAACUCAAGAGAUAGCUGUUUGUACCGCAACAGAACCAGCCACAGUGACGUCGGCUGAACAUCAGGCAGCUGUUUCCACAGAAGAAGAGGCUCCUGUAGGUGUAGAGGAGGAGACCAAUAUAUUAAGACCAGAGGUGUCACAACCGGAGGUGUCUGAGCCCAAGGAGACCGAACCGGAGGUGUCUGAGCCCAAGGAGACCGAACCGGAGGUAUCUGAGCCCAAAGAGACCGAACCGGAGGUGUCUGAGCCCAAGGAGACCGAACCGGAGGUGUCUGAGCCCAAAGAGACCGAACCGGAAGUAUCUGAGGCCAUAGAGACCGAACCAGAGGUGUCUGAGCCCAAAGACAGCGAACCAGAAGUAUCUGAGGCCAAAGACACCGAACCGGAACUAUCUGAGCCCAAGGAGACAGAGCCUGAGGUGUCUGAGCCUGAAAAAGCACCAGAAGAGUCUGAAGAAGCCAUUCCAGAGUCCAAAGAGCAGGAUGGGGCCGACAAGCUGGCUGGGGACUUUGUUGUAACUGAAGCAGUCUCGGUGUUGGAUGGUGCUGAACCUGCAGCUGAGAGGAGUGACACGAUGGAUGCCGAACCUGCUGAUGAGACCCAUGCUGAGCCUCAGCCUGCUGAAGAACCCAUCGCUGAGACAAACGUGAACCUGAAGUGUGAAACCUAUGAGCUGCCGUACCAGACGCAACUUCCUGUGGAGUCUCUGUCACUGAGCUCGAUGGAGGUGUCUGUGGAAACGGUGCUGAACGGACACAUUGCUUCAGAGGUCACCAUUGAGGGCUAGGGGCGCCAUCUUCACAGUGUCAAGUGGCAGACCUCCAGCUUUCUGGGAUUCACCCGGCUCACCCUCACUCCUUUCUUCUUUUUGUGCUCACUUUCUAAGCGAUUUCUACACUUUGAAGUGCCUUUUCCUGCUCAUCUUUUCUGUUGGCCAGAUGUUGACAUGCCACCAUUUGCUUCCUGCCCAGGCUGCAGAUCUCCAUGUGCAGACGCGGACACUGCAGUGUCUCAUAAGUCUCACAAAGGUGUGACCCACCAAAGUACGGUUGUCUGGGACAUCUGUUGCGAUCUUCAGUCAAGAUUCACCCGACUACGCCCAACUUUAUCUAUUCAGUCAACAUAUUCUCCUUCUUUUAACUCAAAUAAGUUUUGUGCUGCAAUGUGAAACUGACAUUUAAAUUUCAAUACUAACCUCGACUUGCUCAACCACACGUCUCAUACUAGACAAUCUUUGUUAAUUUGUUUUCAUUUUCAAAUCUGCAAAUCAAUAAA